AUGAAACGACUUGUUUUAUUGUCGCGUCAUUCAUCUUCAUCAUCAUCACGAAAUUUAGUGGUUGGAGCACCAACAACUCUCUUGCAACAAUCUCCUGUCCGAUCCUCAUGCAAGGCAGCUCUCUAUUCCACUCAAAGAAAUCCAGAGGAGAUUAAACAACUUCUCGAAAAGAAGCUUCCCAAGGACUGGAAAGAAACCGCACAGAAGGAGUUGAAAGAUCAGCCUUUGGAGUUGCUCGUCAGAACAACACCCGAAGGAAUUAAUAUUUUGCCAAUUUAUGUUUCUCAGACAACUCUUGAUGGAAAGGAACCAACAGGAGCGGGUAAUAAGCCCUACACUCGUGGACCUCAUGCCACCAUGUAUACCGUAAAACCUUGGACCAUUCGACAAUAUGCUGGUUUCUCUACAGCAAAGGAGUCCAACGAAUUUUACAAACAAAAUUUGGCACAAGGACAAAUGGGUUUGUCUGUUGCAUUUGAUUUGGCAACUCACAGAGGUUAUGAUUCGGAUCAUGAACGUGUCGUUGGAGAUGUUGGAAUGGCUGGUGUUGCAAUUGACUCUGUUGAAGAUAUGAAGAUUUUGUUUGAUGGCAUUCCUCUCGAUAAAAUGUCAGUGAGUAUGACAAUGAAUGGAGCUGUUUUGCCAAUUAUGGCCAUGUAUAUUGUGGCAGCUCAAGAACAGGGAGUGAAUGACUUGAAUUUAUUGAGCGGUACAAUUCAAAAUGACAUCUUGAAGGAAUUCAUGGUGAGAAAUACAUAUAUUUAUCCACCAGAACCUAGCAUGAAGAUCAUUGGUGACAUUAUGCAAUUUACUUCUCAACACAUGAAGCGUUUCAAUUCAAUUAGUAUUAGUGGUUAUCACAUGCAAGAAGCUGGUGCUGACACUGCAUUGGAAUUGGCCUAUACUCUUGCUGAUGGUCUUGAAUAUGUGAGAUGUGGAAUUGAAAAGGGAGGAUGUAAAGUGGAUGAUAUUGCUCCUCGUUUUUCCUUCUUCUUUGGUAUUGGUAUGAACUUUUAUUUGGAAAUUGCCAAGUUGAGAGCUGCUCGUAAAUUAUGGGCUGAAUUAUUGGAAGAGAAAUUCCAUCCAAAGAACUCCAAGUCACUCUUGUUGCGUACUCACUGUCAAACCAGUGGUUAUUCACUCACUGAACAACAGCCAUACAAUAAUAUUAUCAGAACCACUAUUGAAGCUAUGGCAGCUGUUAUGGGAGGUACUUAA
Naegleria fowleri is the source of this 1218-nucleotide messenger RNA. RefSeq lists its product as uncharacterized. The transcript has a single exon. NCBI's taxonomy places the organism in Eukaryota, Heterolobosea, Eutetramitea, Acrasida, Naegleriidae. Gene Ontology annotation, molecular function: methylmalonyl-CoA mutase activity; cobalamin binding. Bases 1 to 1218 code for a protein of 405 amino acids. The record is from RefSeq and is a predicted model, not a curated record. Gene Ontology annotation, cellular component: mitochondrion.